Messenger RNA from Carlito syrichta (Philippine tarsier), 2478 nucleotides. Its product is annotated as nuclear body protein SP140-like. Gene Ontology annotation, molecular function: DNA binding; DNA-binding transcription factor activity, RNA polymerase II-specific; protein binding. The annotation marks the transcript as partial. The record is from RefSeq and is a predicted model, not a curated record. NCBI's taxonomy places the organism in Eukaryota, Metazoa, Chordata, Mammalia, Primates, Tarsiidae. The transcript has 27 exons. Gene Ontology annotation, cellular component: nucleus. Gene Ontology annotation, biological process: regulation of transcription by RNA polymerase II.
UGUCUAGGGAAUCUACUCUACAAAUAGAUGAAGAAGAAUCAGAAGAAAUGCCCGAAUUACUAGCUUAUAAUACAGAAGUGUUCAGGGAAUAUGCUCUACAAAUAGAUGAAGAAGAAUCAGAAGAAAUGCCCAAUUUGCUAGCUUAUAAUAGUGAAGAGUAUAUCAAUGUCUGUCAUAACUUGCAUGAUGCAGCAGAGCCUCAGGAAGCCUUGAGCACCACCCCAAGACACGGGUCAGUUUCUUGUGAGCGAGUAGCUCUCCAAAGAACUAAUGGAGAAAAUGCUGAAGAGAUGCCCAAAUGGCCGCCAGGAGGUGAGGGAGUAUCCAAGGAAUUUGCUCUACAGGUAGAUGAAGAAGAAUCAGAAGAAAUGCCUGAGUUACUAGCUUAUAAUAGAGAAGUGGACAGCAAUGUCGAUAAUGACAUUCAUGAUGUGUCAGAGCCUCAGGAAACCUUGAACUCCUCACCAGGACAUGGGCCAGUUUCCUCUGAGCAAGUAGCUCUCCAAGAAACCAAUGAAGAAGAUGCCGAAGAGAUACCCAAAUGGCCACCAGGUUGUGAGGGAGUGUCUAGGGAAUUUGCUCUAGAAAUAGACAAAGAAGAAUUAGAAGCAAUGCUCAAGUUACUGGCUUAUAAUAGAGAAGAGGACAGCAAUGUCUGUCAUGACAAGUCUGAUAGAGAGGAGCUUCAGGAAACCUUGAGUUCCCCGCCAGAGCAUGGGCCAGUUUCUUCUGAGCAAGUAGCUCUCCAUGGAACUAAUGGAGAAGAUGCCGAAGAGAUACCCAAAGGGCCACCAUGUGGUGAGGGAGUGUCUAGAGAAUUUGCUUUACAAAUAGGUGAAGAAAAAUCAGAAGAAAUGCCUGAGUUACUAGUUUAUAAUAGAGAAGCUUCAGUUUCCUGUGAGCAAGUAGCUCUCCAACAAUCUAAUGGAGAAGAUGUUGACGAGAUACCCAAAUGGCCACCAGGUGAUGGGGAAGUAUCUGGUAAACUAGAAGAUCGCCAAAUGAAUAAAGAAGGACAAUCAACAGACCUUACUUCUAGGCUACUACACUGUGAAGGACCAGGAGCAGAGCAACCAGGAUUUGGAAAUGAGAAGUGUUCCUGUGUCAUGUGUUUCUCAAAAGAUGGGCCAGAAAGCCCAGAAGCAAGGAUAGAAAUUGGCCAAGUGUGUGGCACAACAGAUACAGUGGAUAUUGGAAGCAACUCUACUUUGGGAAAAGCGAGGAGAAAAAGAAGAAAAAAGAAGGGACAUUCCUGGACCAGAAUAAAAAGGAGAUGGCAGGAAAAAAUACAACAAAAAGAUCACAACCAAGCUGGUGACCAGAGGGUCUUGAGUAAAAGGAAGAAGAACAUGAAAAUGCAAGGCCGUGCCAAGAUUGCAGAUGGAGAGGAGAAAGUCAAUGCCCAUUUCAGACUUUCAGACACACUCCUGCUAGCCUUGGACUGCUCUCCUAAUUAUCAGGUGGUCUGGCUUGCCGAUUGUUUCUUCUUCAGCAUCAGCAAUGGUUCACUAGAUAAGAUUGACCAGUCAGACAAGGCCAUGCUAAGAAAGAAGAAAGCUUCAAGCAAGCACAGAGAUGAAACUGUAGAUUUUCAGGCUCUUUUACUUCCAGUGACCUGUGGUAAGGUGAAGGGAAUUUUACAUAAGAAGAAAUUGAAACGAGGGGUCUUGGUGAAGUCUAUACAGAGUGAGGAUGGAAAUUGGUUCACCCCCAAGGAAUUUGAAAUCAAAGGAGGCUACGCAAGAGCAAAGAAAUGGAGGCUGAGUUUACGCUGUGGCGGGUAUCCCCUACAAUGGCUGAUGGAGAAAAAAUUUCUACCUAAUCCUCCAAGAACAUACUGCAGGAAAAAUAAGUGGAGAAUAUGGACGUCUCACAGCAAUACCUUAGUCAACCCUUGUAAAAGAAACCUGGAUGAAUGUGAGGUGUGCCGGGAUGGAGGGACACUGUUCUGCUGUGACACUUGUCCGAGAGUCUUCCAUAAGGAAUGUCACAUCCCGGCUGUGGAAACUGGGAGGACCCCGUGGAGUUGCAUCUUCUGCAGGAUGAAGGAGUUUUCAGGAAGUCAACAGCAUCAUCGGGAGUCUGAGGUGCUGGAGAGGCAGAUGCAGCGUGAGGAGCAGUUGAAAUGUGAGUUCAUCCUCUUGAAAGUCUACUGCUGUUCGGAGAGCUCCUUUUUUGCCAAGAUUCCAUAUUAUUAUUAUAUUGGAGAGGCUUGUCAAGGCCUGAAGGAACACAUGUGGUUGGAUAAGAUCAAGAAAAAACUGGAUGAACAGGGCUACACCCAAGUGGAGAGGUUUGUGCGGGACAUGCGCCUCAUCUUCCAGAAUCACAGGGCAUCAUACAAGUCCAAUGAUUUUGGCCAAAUGGGACUUAGACUGGAGGCUGAAUUUGAGAAAAAUUUUAAGGAAGUGUUUGCUAUUCAGGAAACAAAUGGGAACAGUUGAGUGGUUUGGUGGAUACUGAAGGAGUUCAGCAAAU